UCGAUCUGAACAGAACUCAAAGCCCCUGCAAAAGUAAAGACAACGGGAGACGAUGGCGCGGCAAACGGACGCAGCCGCCGAGUUCAAACAGAACAUCUCCCGUCACAUCGACGAAGCCAAGGAGCGGCUCCACAGCCUCAGCCGGGAGAUCUGGACUUGUCCCGAACUCGCGUACGAGGAAAGGAAGGCCCACGACAGCCUGGUGGCGUUUUUCUCCCAGGAUGGAGGCUGGACGGUCGACCGUCACUUCAAGCUGGAGACGGCGUUCCGUGCCACAUGGGGACCCGGGGGCGCCGACGAGGGCCGAGUGGUGCACGUCGGUUUCCUGUGCGAGUACGACGCGCUGCCCGGCAUCGGACACGCCUGCGGACACAACCUGAUAGCCGAGGUCGGAGCCGCUGCCGGGCUCGGGUUGAAAACUCUGCUGGAGAACAGCCCCAACUUCCCUGCACGGGUUCAGGUGACUGUAUUUGGGACACCAGCUGAGGAGGAUGGUGGCGGUAAGGUUGACAUGAUAAAUAUGGGUGCAUUUGAAGGCCUGGAUGUAGUACUCAUGGCACACCCGGCUCAGGAUGAUGCCCCAUACCUGCCAGAUGUGGCCGAACGCGACGUUACUAUAAGAUACCACGGGAAGGCCUCUCAUGCUUCCGCGUACCCCUGGGAGGGGGUCAACGCUUUGGAUGCAGCGGUGCUGUGCUACAACAACCUGUCUGUGCUCAGACAGCAGCUCAAGCCAAAUUGGAGAGUUCAUGGUAUCAUAAAACAUGGCGGUGUGAAACCCAAUAUAAUUCCUGCCUACACUGAGUGUGAGUAUAAUCUGCGCACCCCUUCACGCAGCGAGCUUCCCAUCAUCAAGGCAAAAGCUGAGAAGUGUUUUCGAUCAGCAGCUCUGGCAACUGGCUGUGAAGUUGAAAUCAAGUUUGGGAGAAACUCUGACAACAUCUUGCGAAAUGCCACACUAGAGCAGGUGUAUGAAAGAAAUGGCAAAGCGUUGGGGAUGGAGUUCACCACGGAUGAGGAAGUUCUCACUAAUGCAACAGGCUCCUCAGACUUUGGCAAUGUGACUUUUGUGGUUCCUGGAAUCCAACCCUACUUCUACAUUGGCUCUAAAGCUCUAAACCACACUGAGGAAUACACUGUAGCUGCUGGUGAUGAAAAAGCUCAGUUCUACACCCUGCGGACAGGGAAGGCUUUGGCCAUGACAGCCCUAGACCUGCUGUUGUAUCCAGAGCUGCUCCACAUGGUGAAGAAGGAGUUUGCUGAGGCCAAGCUAAAGGACGAGAAGGAGUUCGCUGAGGCCAAGCUAAAGGAGGAGAGGCUCCUGAAGGGCGGACAAGCAUAGGACACCUCAAAACUCAAGUAAGGUUGCCUGAGGAGCUACUGCCAAGAUCUGAGCUCUCUGCACAGAGACAGUACACUAGCCAGCCACUGGCAAACUGGAUUCCCGAGUCUUACACUAAUCCAUAACAUGGACUUGAAAUUUUUUAAAAACCAUGACCUUGACCUCUGUUAUGUAAACUUUUAUUUCUGACUGCAUCAGGAUACGUUUUUGGCAGAGGACCCAGCCAGAGGUCUAUGCAAAUAACAAACAUACAUGUUGCUUCUUUUUUAACACAUCCUCUAGUCUUCUAUGCUUAAAUGAAAAAACUGUAACAACAAAAGGACCAUUUUUAGAUUUAAAGUAAGUUUCCAAAAUGUUGCCCUCCGAGAAAGCAAAGAUGGAUGCUAUCUGUAGAUUGAAUGUGCAGAUCUAGCAUAUGUGAGAGACAAAUUACUUUUGCAACUAUUAUUAAUGCACGCUGAAUCAUUUGCUCACUUUCAACUGUGAUAGUUUUUUUCUCUUCCUGUUGUACAACUACUUUUUCAACAUCUACACCCUUUUUUGUCAUAUCAUGAAAAGAUUUUUCUUAGUUGGAAAUAGUUUCAUUUGUAAUUCCUUGCGUUUGUCUUUCAUCAGAAUUAUUUCACACAAGGAAAACCUGAGCAAAUUUUGCAAAGCUUUCAAUUCUUGUGGAUGUCUACUACUUUGGCAGAACAGCUGCUUAAUCCACAACAGAUGUUGCAUUUGUUGCCUAAGCAUAAAAGCGCCAGAAAACCAGGUUUCAAAGAUUCACUCAGAGGCAAAACCAUUACCUUAAAUCUAUUGGUACUAAUCCUUAGAGGGUCUGCAUUUAUUGAAACAGCAGAUUUUGCAUCUGAUUUUGUACUUUUGUUGUUUGUUUGUUUGUUUUUUUUGUAAAUUGCUUGAACAGUUAAAAUAACUUGCUAACUUUGAUCACUUGCACAUUCCCAAAGAAAUCUGAGUUGUUUUUUGUGCUCAAAGAGUUGGAGAACAGUCAAAUUCAAGCGUAUCCAGAGGAGGGUCACAUGAUCAAAUGGUAAUAUAAAAAACAUCUUGUUGACUGAAUAAAACUUUGACCCAACAACACAUGAAAUACACUCUUGGAGUUCAUUCAAGU
Messenger RNA from Lampris incognitus (smalleye Pacific opah), 2459 nucleotides. Its product is annotated as xaa-Arg dipeptidase-like. Gene Ontology annotation, molecular function: dipeptidase activity. The record is from RefSeq and is a predicted model, not a curated record. NCBI's taxonomy places the organism in Eukaryota, Metazoa, Chordata, Actinopteri, Lampriformes, Lampridae. The transcript has 7 exons. The coding region runs from base 53 to 1342 and encodes 429 amino acids.